Messenger RNA from Zingiber officinale, 1076 nucleotides. Its product is annotated as protein DCL, chloroplastic-like. The coding region runs from base 75 to 521 and encodes 148 amino acids. Lineage: Eukaryota; Viridiplantae; Streptophyta; Magnoliopsida; Zingiberales; Zingiberaceae. The record is from RefSeq and is a predicted model, not a curated record. The transcript is spliced from 3 exons. Gene Ontology annotation, cellular component: chloroplast. Gene Ontology annotation, biological process: chloroplast organization; chloroplast rRNA processing.
GCAACGGAUAGCUCACUGCUCGCUGCUCACCUUCCCUUCCAGCGUCCGCUCCCACCACGCGCUCAUAGUGGCAAAUGGCCUCCUCCGCCCUGGCGCUCCUUCUCCCACGGGGCGUCCCAGCGCUGCGCGCGGCUUCAGCCUCCCUCCCCCGCCGCUGCGCCUUGGGGAUCCUCGCGGCGGUGGAACCCCUAUCCCCGCCUGCAGCUGCAACGGCAGGCGAGGGCGCGCCGGCCUCGUCCUCUGGCGGCCCCAAGGCCACACCUCCCUUGAAGGCCCUACAUGGAACUCCGUGGAACCUGCAUCCCGAUUACAGGCGGUGGAAGGAUGCGGAAGAGGAGAUCCUGAGGGACAUCGAACCCAUCAGGAUGCUCACCAAGCACAUUCUCCAUUCCGACAGAUCUAGCAUACACUUUCUUUGUGAGAGAAAUAUACCAUAUGAAGAUCGAGCAACUUCAAUCCCAAGGAAUGUUUCAAUUACCUAUAAUAAAUGUUUAUUCUUUCUGUUAUCAACACUAUUCUGAGCAGGGGUAUCAACACAAGCAGUUUGAUGAAGUUUCACAAGGAAGAUGGAUUUUAGUUGUUCAGUUGAUGAAGAAGGAAUCCCUUCAUGGAACUUGAUUAUUGUACUGCUUAUGGCUUCUGAGUAAGAGUGUCAUUUGUACUUUAUUGAUACAAUAACGUAGAAUGAGAUAGAUAGGGUACAAUUAUUUUGUUCACUGACUAUUCUGGUUGAUUAAUCCCAUAAUAUGAAUUUUGUCCUAGAGUUUUUAAGGAUUUCUAUACUUUAUUUAGUCACAAAAUUGACCAAAUUGAUGAAUAUCAUUCAUGAUUUUUUUUUAAAUUACAUGUAUUUUCAAGAUUCAGAGAGCAUAAACGGUAAAUAGUAAAAGGAGGACUAGCCUUUAAGGAAUGGCAAAUGUUAUUAUAACAUUAAUAUGAGUUGUCAUAAAUUUGUUUUAGGUGGUGGUGGUUUUCCACACCGACACCUACAGUCUUGUGCAAUUUGCUUAUAAUACUUUUACACUAGAAAAUUGAUGGCCUGCAGAUACUUUGAUGGUGAGCGUUUGAGUGCCAAG